Messenger RNA from Schistosoma guineensis, 687 nucleotides. NCBI's taxonomy places the organism in Eukaryota, Metazoa, Platyhelminthes, Trematoda, Strigeidida, Schistosomatidae. The record is from the annotation of a GenBank genome assembly.
AUGUACCGGGAUACUUGUUGUUCUAAUAAAGAGGAAUAUCUUUCAUGUUGGAAAGAUCCAAUUUUUCUAACAUCAUUCAUAUUAAUUAGUAUUUCCGUCAUUUUUGGAAUUGUAAUCAUGUUUGUCAACAAGUUACAUAAUCAAUCUUUAAUCAGUACUAUUGUGGUUGGUUUUACAGCAUAUCUAUUCACAAUUGGUGUUAUAUUAUUUGGAGGUUUUAUUGAAUUUCUCUAUGCAUUAAUUGCUCAAAUUGUAUCAUUUAUAUUGGGCAUAAUAGCGAUUCUAUUAAGUAUUAAUAUAAAUACAACGAUUCAAUUAAAACAACAAACAUUAAUUAUGAUUUUAAUACGUUUUGGGAUAAUAGGAAUCAUUUUUCUUUUUUUAACAACAUUCUAUAGGGAAUUCGGAUCUAUGACCUGCAUUUGUUGGUGUUGUGUAGUGGUAAUCUUUAACAUUAAUCAGUUCAUGAUUUCAAUGGUGGAAAUAAUCUAAUGAAAUUACAGCGUUUAUUCCAAAGCAGGAUCGUGAACGCGCACUGCCAUUGAGAAGUUCCACAAUAGGACGAAAUGGUCAUCCAGUUCUUCGAAGUUUUUUUUAUGAUGAUGAUCUAGGCUUCAAUGGACUCAAUUGAUCUCAACUAUUGAAAUGAUCACAUAAUAUCCAUACAAAAAUAAGCCCUCUUUUGCU